This is a messenger RNA of Serendipita indica DSM 11827, 771 nucleotides long. The record is from the annotation of a GenBank genome assembly. NCBI's taxonomy places the organism in Eukaryota, Fungi, Basidiomycota, Agaricomycetes, Sebacinales, Serendipitaceae.
AUGUCUACACUUUCGACCUUGCCACUCCAGAUUCGUGUAGGACUUAGAGAUUCGUUUGAAGCACCGGAUGCCCCAGUAAAUGAGGCACUCAAGAAGCUGAAUGAAACUACUGGCUAUGACAUGACUCUAGAGAUUGCAUGGAUCGAUAUCUGGAGAGACCUUCAGCCAAAAUUUGAUGACAAGGCGACGUUUGUGCCCACUGUCACACAAGCACGGCUCGACCUUCUCCUCACAGAGUCGUCAGAAGCGUUUCAAGAGGCAUUUCUGACCAAAAUGGAGGGGAUUAGGAAAGCCCUCUUUGUUCAGAUCCACGAUGCACCUCUACCGAAACUAGAAUUUGUUAGAGGAGAGAUGAUGACCCUCUUUCUUCCUGUGGAAGGACCUGAAGGACUACGCUCCAUCUCCUCAAGCAUCGGCGCUGACAUCGAGAAAGUGUUUACGGGAAAGGCACAGAAUACCACACAGUCAAACAAAGAGACCACUGAUGACUUCGAAGUGCUUCCCAAGAGCCCGACCAUCAAGGCGACCUCCCGCGUCCUCUCGUUGCCACAACUGGACACGCUUCCUAGACCAGAGACACUUUUCGCUUCUCUUUUACCAUAUACAAUCAUUGUUCGCCGUACUGGAAAUGGAAUAGACAUAGAAGGAUCUCAUCAACCCACCCUGGAGCUCAUUUGCGAGUAUUUCAAGAAGCAUGCGAGGAAGAAUCUCAAUGAUACUCGCCAGGUAUUAUACUCUAUUGACCCUUCAUACGUCUCACCUGGCAUAUAG